Messenger RNA from Trichoplax adhaerens, 576 nucleotides. RefSeq lists its product as uncharacterized. The transcript is spliced from 5 exons. Lineage: Eukaryota; Metazoa; Placozoa; Uniplacotomia; Trichoplacea; Trichoplacidae. Bases 1 to 576 code for a protein of 191 amino acids. The record is from RefSeq and is a predicted model, not a curated record.
AUGUGUGUCUAUUGCUUUGAUGUCCUUAUAUCCUAUGUUCAGCGCCAAUCGGAGCCUGCAAGACCAGCCUUUACCAAUGAUGCAUAUCCGUUAUUUGUAACUUGGAAAACAAGUGAUGAAAGACUUCGUGGAUGUAUUGGCACUUUCAGUAGUUGCAAUUUGCAUUCCGGACUGCGAGACUAUGCGUUGAAUAGUGCAAUCAAAGAUAGUCGAUUUGCACCUAUAAGAAAGGAAGAAAUAACUGACUUAAGUUGUACUGUAUCACUUCUUACCAAUUUUGAAGAAGCUGCAGACUAUUUAGAUUGGGAGGUUGGUAUACAUGGAAUUCGUAUCGAGUUUAAGAAUGAGAAAGGCCAUCAUCGCUCCGCUACUUACUUACCGGAAGUAGCUAAAGAACAAGAGUGGACAAAAAUUCAAACAAUAGACUCAUUAUUACGCAAAGGUGGUUAUAGAGCUAAUAUUUCGCCUUCGUUUCGGUCAUCAAUUCGAACAACACGUUACUGUAGUCAAAAAAUUACGUUAAGCUAUAAUGAAUACUUACAACAUCAGCAACAAAUUAGUCAUUCUGGUAAAUAA